This is a messenger RNA of Bufo bufo (common toad), 2586 nucleotides long. It is a transcript of the gene MINAR1, whose product is annotated as membrane integral NOTCH2 associated receptor 1. The coding region runs from base 1 to 2586 and encodes 861 amino acids. Gene Ontology annotation, cellular component: plasma membrane. The transcript has 3 exons. Gene Ontology annotation, biological process: negative regulation of cell population proliferation; negative regulation of TOR signaling. Lineage: Eukaryota; Metazoa; Chordata; Amphibia; Anura; Bufonidae. The record is from RefSeq and is a predicted model, not a curated record.
AUGAGUGAUGCCCAGGACCCUUCCUAUCUUCUUGUGAAGAUUCUAGAAGAUUUAGACUCAAAGCAAAAUUCUGCUUCUUACCAAGACCUCUGUAAAUCUUUAUGUUCCCGAUAUGAACUACCCGAACUUGCAAAGCUGCGCAGUCUCCUUUACUACACUGCCUGUCAAGAUCCCAGCUUUCCAGCAAGUCUCUUCCGAGACAAGAUGAGAAAUGCCGCAGAGAAUCAACAAUCCAAAAAAAUUAUAGCAGCUGCUGAUAUAGUCACAAUAUUUAAUUUGAUACAAAUGAAUGAUGGGACUGCCAAAGAAAAGUUGCCCAUCCAACAGCAGUCUCAGCAGAAAGAAGGAAUGGAGUCCGACACAGAUGUUUACAGUGGAAAAGAUAUAGCCCCACAUAAAGAAGCACAGAAACGAGAUACCAACCGGAGCUAUUCCAUCACCAGGUCCUCCAACUGCCACAAAGAAGAGUGUGAGGGACUUCAUACAUUUCUCCCUGAGCCAAAUUUCCUCUUAGGAGUUAAGCAAGACGGAAAUGAACGGGCAGCUUCCUUGGAAAGAUUGCAAGCUUUGGACUCAUACCCUAUGGUAACACCGCAAUCCUGUGAAAUGCAAAGCACCUACUUCCCCAGUCAGCCAUUAUCUGAGACAGAAUCACUGCCACCUACACCCAGUGAAGAGCCGUUCAGACUUCCAGCUUCCAGUGGACAGAGAAGAAAUGUUUUUAAGGAUGAUUUCCAUAAUGUAGUUAGAAUGUCACCUAAUGUAUCAUUGAAAAAGAAUGAAGGGAAAAUAAGUCCUAAGACAGUUUUUUUCAAUCACAGUUUUGAGAUGCCAUACAGCUCUCACUAUCUAAAUACAGCAUACUCCUCUUCAGAGGACUUUCGAAGGUCAAAGCACGAAAGCCUGGAUGAUCUUCAGGCUUCCACAUAUUUUGGUCCAACAACUGGUUCGGGAUUGCAAGAUCAAAAAAGGUUUAUUAAUAAGCCCAGACACCUUAUAGGAAAACCUGUAAAAAGCUGGAGCUUAAACACUGAAGAGGUACCAGAUUUUGAACGGUCAUUUUUUAAUAGAAAGGAAGAAGCUAUGUGCUACCCAAGCACUGGCUUAGCAACAGCAAAUUUUGUUUCUGUACCAGAGCGACAUCAUUCUUAUUUACCAGAUCUAGCAUUGAAAAAUAAUGGAAAGAAAUUUUGUGAGCCUCAAGAUGUUGAAAAACAAGAGGCCUUAAGGAGAUUCAGAGACAAGGGCACAAAAACUCCAUCCUGUCAAUUUAGUGUAGAGAAGACCGAAAGUGUUGGUACACAGACAGAACAAACCGAUGCAAAAAAAGGAAAGGAAUCAAACAUCCCAUCCAACUGCAGCCGCUAUAUAGAAGGCAGGGCUCGUAACCAGUCUGAAGCAGACUCUGAAAUCAUUAGUGAUGACAUUAGUGACAUAUUCAGAUUCCUAGAUGAUAUGAGUCUUUGUGGAUCAUCUGGCAUCCCUCAAUCCUCUUGCUACAAUAGUAGUGGUUCCUUAUCUCAAAUUCCUCGAGCAGACAACGAUAGUUCUCCAGAGCAUGCAUCAAGCAGGGCAAACAGUAAACCAACCAAGGGCCCUCGGGGUGAAACUUUGGAAGAAGAAGAACUAAAAAGUAGUGUCAGAAAGUUAGUCAGAAGAAUUGGAGAGAUUGAGAAAAAGUUAGAGUCACUUUCUGGUGUACGUGAUGAAGUAUCUCAAGUCUUGGCCAAGCUGAAUAAGCUAGAUGAGCGAAUACAGCCCCCAGAGAAAGCAAAGUUAGAAGUUGAAAGUCAACCUCAUAGUGAUGCCAUUUCCAGUGCAAGAACUUCACCAAGUCCAUUCCAAGAUCAAAAUACAUCCCACAAUGGGAAUGUGGACAAACCUGACUGCUGUUGUCCAGACAUUACAAAUGCUACCACUGAAAGUCUCAGAGUUAAAGCCAUGAAAAAAAACCUUUUCUCACAAAGGUCUGUCCGAUCAUUAACUGAAGAUAUUAAUACCAGUGAGUCUAAACCCGGAAACUCCCAGCAUGAAUCUAGACCUUGGGGAUUCCCUAAACAGCCUAGUGUAUCUGAGGAAGAAAAGAAGGAUAAAGGGGGAUCAAGUCGAGACUGGCAUCGCAAAUCAAAAGAGGUGGAUCUCAAGCAUGAAAUACCUCAUUUGCAUAGGAUGCCAAAACCAGCUAGAGAUUCGUAUAUGGUAGAACAAGUGUUCAGUCCUCAUCCUUAUCCGGCAUCUUUGAAGUCCCACAUGAAAAGCAAUCCCAUUUACACAGACAUGCGCCUAACAGACAUGGCAGAGCUUAAACGAACCCAACCGUCAUGGACUAUAGAAGAAUAUGCACACAAUUCAGGAGAAAAAGGGCGUCUGACAGCACUGGAUCUCCAGGCUCAGGAGUCUCUUAACCCAAAUAACUUGGAGUUUUGGAUGGAAGAUAUCUACACUCCGGGUUAUGACUCUCUGCUGAAGAGAAAGGAAGCAGAGUUCCGGCGAGCCAAGGUCUGCAAGAUGGCGGCACUCAUCACCGCAGCUGCCUGUACAGUAAUCCUAGUGAUUGUGGUACCUAUUUGCACCAUGAAGUCCUAA